UAAAUUCUAAAACUGUGAAUGAUAAAAUUGUUUUAAAUAAAUUUAAAAGAAGAAAAUAACUAAGAUUUACAAAUUUUUUCUUAUAUAAUUAUUUAUUCUUAUUUCUUGAAUAGGGACUUUUGGAUAACAUGUUUACAGAUUCUCUCACCAAGGUUAUGUAAGGUCACUAAAUGUCACCAGAAAAAUUUACAACUAAUAAUUUAUCAAUCAUGUUGAAAAUAAUAAUCAUCUGCUUAGUGAUAUCAGAAAUUAAAAGCAAUAACAUUGAAGAACUUAGACGGGAAGAUAUAGAAAAGUUAAGAGAAGCCUUCUAUGAAUCAUCUGAUUAUAUAGGAAGAGAAAUUAAAGAUGGAAAUGGAAAUGCUGUAGUUGUUCUGGGCAGGGGAAGAAGUGGAAAAAGUACACUAGUUAAUUACUUAAUGGGCAAUCAUUUGAUUGCUUACAAAGAUGAUGAAUCUUUUUUAAUAAAAAAAUAUAAUGAAUCUGAUGUUGGACCAAAAAUUGGCGCUGGAUCGCUGUCAGUGACUAAGAACAUAUCAAAAUAUAAUUCAAAAGUUUUUCCUGGUUUAAGCAUUUGGGAUGCUGCUGGAUUUCAAGACAAUAGAGGAGCAGUAACGGAAAUUGAAAAUUCUUUCUAUCUGCAUCAUUUGGUGAAGAAAGCAGAAUUUUUGAAAAUUAUUUUAGUUGUCUAUCAUAAUGAUAUUAAAGACGAUAAUAUUGAUUCGUUUAGAUUACUUUUACGUAUGCUUGAAAGCUUAUUUCAUUCAAGGUUUAAUGAAUUUUAUCCAAGCAUAUCAUUCGUUCUCUCAAGAAUACCUCCAAUGAUCAAUAAUUUUUCAGUUGGUUAUGAUUAUAUAAAUUACAAAUUAAAUACUACAAUUUUAUCAAACAUUGGUACUUUGGAUAUUUCGACAGCUUCAGAACAGUUUAUAAAGUAUUUAGUAGAACAUAACGAUCAUACUGCUAUUUUCAAAACAAUGCUCACUGCGGGAAAUGUUACUGCUGAUAUCGAUUUGAAUGUUAUAAGUUCCAUUAACAACACAUAUAGAAUAAAAAAGAUAUGUCGGGAGAAUGUAGGAUUUACGAUUUCAGAUAAGUCAAAAAUUUCAUUGGGAUAUAUUAAAACUGAAUUAAAAGCAAAGAAAAACUUUGUUGAUUUAAGGACGAUAACAGAUCAAUAUUUUAAUGAAGUAAUUGAAAAAGUAGGCAAGGAAAGACAAAAUACAAGUUAUUUAGAGAUCAUCAAACAACAUUUCAGUGAAACUGAAAAACAUUUAAAUGCUUCAUUGAAUAAUUUGAAUAUACAAGAUCAAAUUGAAGCUGUGAAAAACCUUAAUAAUAGUAUUAAAGAAUACAUUGAAAAAGAGGAUGUUUUAAAUAAAUCUAUCCUAGUUAAAUUUAUUGAUUCCUUAUUGCACAGGAACGAAACGGAUUUAUUUGUAUUUUCCAAAACUACUGUCCUAAACGCACAAGCAAAUAUAUUACAAUUGAUUAAUUAUUGUUCAUUAUUGCAGCAAGAACUACAAAUUGACGAAUAUAAAAUAAAUUUAAAUCAUGUAAAAGAUUUGUAUAAUGUUGCACUAAGGCGUUUUCAAGAAACCGAAGUCAACCUUGAAUCUGAAUCAGAAAAAAAAUUUUGGAACGAAUUUUGGAAAAAAUUUCCAGCUGCUAUUAAAAAUAAUGAAACAACACCUUCAACAAUAUAGAAUAUCGAUGCAGUGAUCGACAUUCUGAUAAUGUACGAAUCUUGCUGUUAAACAUAUAAUAACUAUAAAACUAAUAAUAUUAAGGGCAUCUGGGAAAAAUACCCCAAAAAGUGGUAGCUCGCGUGACUGUUCAUUCCUAAUGAGUAUAAGUAUUGAGCAGGGACUUUUUUGAUUAAUUAGAGAAGGGCAAACUAAACAAAAUAUUUUUAUCCCACAUGCACAAAAAUGACGCUUUUAAAUAGCUCACGACAGGAUUCAUUUGUUCGACCGUAUGAAAAUGGCGUUCAAUUUUUCACUAGGGCAUAAAUAACAGCUGUUCCCAUGCGUUAUUUUAGCUCUAGGGUAAAAAUGAACGCCAUUUUCAUACAAGUGAAUGACCUCCACUCGUGUCACAAAAAUCACCGUAAUGAAAUGGCUGCCUUUAUUCCCUUGUUACCUAAUAUACUAUUUCUAUAUUUAUAAGUAAUUUUGAUGUGUAUGCUAUUGUUUCGAAAGGUUUUUGCACCUUAGAAUUUUUUAUUCUUAUUUUUUAUAGUUACUGUUAUUAUUUUUUAGAAGUAGGACUGAAUUAUAUUAUUAUUCUAUACACAAUGUUAAAUCAUUAUAUGAAAAGAAUAGAUAUGAUAAAUAGGCAAAGGAAGACAUUCUUACGUUAUUUAUUUUGGAAAGAGAAAAGAAAGCAAUUUAUUCUUACCUGAAGAGAAACAAUUUUAUUUCAUUUUUAUUGAAUAGAGACAGAUAGAAGUGCGUUAGAUUUUUAGCGUUAAAAGCAGAGACUAAUUUAUGUUAUUUGUCUAGAGUAGAGGACAUUUUUACUAAAUGUUAUUGAAUAGACAUUGAAAAAAAGUCAAAAGGCCUUCUCCUUAAUGCAGGUAUAUGCGGGUUAUAAAAUUAUAAUUUUAUAAAGGAGAGACCUAUUGCUCGAAAGGUUCAUUUUUGUGCGUAAGUGAUAUAUUAUAAAUAGAAACAAAAUUAUUUAAAGUGUGACGCAUCCAGUUAAAAUAAAUUAACCGUUACAAAACCAUUAAUAAUAAAAAUUGUCAGUAAAUUUAUAUUGAUGAAUAUCAAUUGUCUAAUGAAUAACAAUUUGUCUAUUGAAAAUAAAAUAAAAUUUAAAUCA
This is a messenger RNA of Leptopilina heterotoma, 2826 nucleotides long. RefSeq lists its product as uncharacterized. NCBI's taxonomy places the organism in Eukaryota, Metazoa, Arthropoda, Insecta, Hymenoptera, Figitidae. Bases 171 to 1706 code for a protein of 511 amino acids. The record is from RefSeq and is a predicted model, not a curated record. The transcript has 2 exons.